Messenger RNA from Tilletiopsis washingtonensis, 540 nucleotides. RefSeq lists its product as hypothetical. The transcript is spliced from 3 exons. Gene Ontology annotation, biological process: DNA synthesis involved in DNA repair; DNA-templated DNA replication. Gene Ontology annotation, molecular function: DNA-directed DNA polymerase activity. Gene Ontology annotation, cellular component: delta DNA polymerase complex. The record is from RefSeq and is a predicted model, not a curated record. Bases 1 to 540 code for a protein of 179 amino acids. NCBI's taxonomy places the organism in Eukaryota, Fungi, Basidiomycota, Exobasidiomycetes, Entylomatales.
AUGCCGCCCAAGCGUGCCUCCUCCACGCUCGCCGCGUCCAACCUGGGCGCCUCGAGCUCCAAGGCUCGCGCCGCCUCGCUGGCCGGCAAGGCCGCCGCGGCAAAGUCGUCGUCGUCGUCGGCGAAGCGCACCAGCUCCACGGGCACAUCCGCCUCUGCUGCGUCGCGCGCCGCCAGUCCCGAGAAGCAGGCGCUGCAGCAGGCAAGCACAAAGGAGGAGCAGCAGGCGGCCGAGCACGCCGUGCAACUGCAUGUUGACGACCCGGCGUGGGACGACGUUUGGGAGACGGAGAAGCAGAGAGCGGGCAUGGGCAAGGGCAUGCUCGUGCACGCCUCAAACGAGACUCGCAUCGAUUCUCUCCUUCGUGCCUUUGACCUGGACCCACGCUACGGCCCCGCGCUCGGUCUGACGCGUCUCGAGCGCUGGACGCGUGCACAGAACCUGGGCGACGAGCCGCCGCUGGAGAUCAAGUGUAUUCUGGAGACGAAGCAGGGCCGAUUGAACAUGCGCGACUCGAGACUUGCCGGCAUGGGCGUCUGA